AUGAGUGUGACCAACUCUUCUGCCUAUCGAUCGGAGCGUAAGUUCCACCAGACUUCAUCUUCAUCCACUGGUAACCCAUACAUGGAGAAGAGCCGGGGACUGUUUGCGGAGGACUUUGGCUCCUUCAUGAGGCCUGGCAGCGACGCCUUGGGGUUUUCCGGUGGAGCUGGAAACAUUAAAACUCUCGGGGAUUCGUACCAGUUCACAGUUGACGUGCGAGACUUCUCCCCUGAAGACGUCAUUGUCACCACGUCCAACAACCAGAUAGAAGUUCAUGCAGAAAAGUUGGCCCAGGACGGUUCAGUGAUGAACACAUUCACCCACAAGUGCCAGCUGCCUGAGGAUGUAGACCCCACCUCGGUGACGUCAUCACUGGACGCCGAGGGAACCCUCACAGUGCGUGCGCGGCGACACCCGGCCAAGCACGAGCUCGUACAGACCUUCCGCACCGAGAUCAAGAUCUAG
Molecule: messenger RNA, 465 nt
Organism: Limanda limanda (common dab)
Lineage: Eukaryota; Metazoa; Chordata; Actinopteri; Pleuronectiformes; Pleuronectidae
Gene: hspb7
Product: heat shock protein family, member 7 (cardiovascular)
Exons: 3
Coding region: 1-465 (154 amino acids)
Biological process (GO): heart development
Cellular component (GO): nucleus; cytoplasm
Source: RefSeq, a predicted model, not a curated record